Molecule: messenger RNA, 1196 nt
Organism: Uranotaenia lowii
Lineage: Eukaryota; Metazoa; Arthropoda; Insecta; Diptera; Culicidae
Exons: 6
Coding region: 656-1069 (137 amino acids)
Source: RefSeq, a predicted model, not a curated record
UCGCCAUUCAUAAAAUUUGCGAAACAAAAACAAACGCCAUUACGACGGUGUCGGAAAAAGUGUAAAAACGCUGCAAAUAGUUGUGAUUUUGGAUGAAAACCAGUUAAAUUACUUCUGUGGAUGUUGUGGCUGAUCGAGGUAGUGUUUUUAAGUGAAAUGAAGCUUGAUUGUCAGUGGAAAUUGAAGAUCAAAAUGAGUGGAUUCAACUAUGGUUCCAGUUGUGGGUGGCACUGUGUGGAGUGGGUGGCCGGGAGGAAAAUCCCAUGUAGAUGAAAAUGUAAAAUUUGGUGAAAAUGUUUUUUAGUGAUGAAGAUAGCGAUUUGGCGAUUUUUUCAAACUGAUGGAGAUCUAGGUAACUUUAUUUGACGGAAAAUAUACGUCAUCAAUACCUGGUUCUUCGAACUGUAGCAUGGAAUUCGCAAACAUUAGUUUAUUUGCGCUAUUGGAUGAACUUGGACUACAGGACCGGGUUGACUUCUACCUAUUUCUGAUGAUGCAGCUAGUCUAUCUGGUUUAGAAACAUCCCAUCAACAUGUAUGACUUUACUCUGAUGGCGAUCGUCUGAUGAGUUGAUUAUUUGUGCCUAUAUAAUCGAUAUGUAAAGAAAAAUCACGGAGUCCAAAAAAGGGCUUUAUUGUUGUUUGUACCUGUAAACAUGCUUGCCGAUUAUAAGUUAUUAACGAAAGGCCUUCCAUCACAGCGUUCGACAUCGUUGCAUCGAAUUGACAAACGAGGAACCAAUUUGCUCAACAAACAGCAAACAGCAGGGGCCUUUCAAUGCUACCCUGGGGCGAAAGAUAAGGUGAAGGUCCGCGUAGAAGGUUUCGAUUUCCCCCUCAAAGACGAGAGAGAUAUUGAACGACUUGAACAGUCUGUUCGUAACGACAGGCUGCUGAAGCAGAAAUACAUUGAUUACCUAGCGACAAAGAAACCACCAGCGGUUGACCUCGUCGAUGGAUUCAGCUUGUUCUUCACGGACGCUUCCAUGGUAAACUACAAUUGGAACGGAAUAUCCAGCCAUCGGUUUCCCAAAAAAGCCAUGAAGAAUUACCAGAUUUUCACUUUAUAGGCUUGGCCAGGGCUGAACUCGGAACGUCUUGCGUCGAAGAUGAAGCGAGCUAUCGAAAAGAUCAAUAACAGACGCAAUGUGCAGCAUUCUAAGCGACGUCGUAAAGCAAGAAUAAAUAGUUUGGUGG